AUGACUCAGUUAAUUGAUAUCGGUGAAUGUACAAUCAAAUUUGAAAUUUGGGAUACAGCAGGACAAGAAAGAUAUAGAAGUUUAGCCCCAAUGUAUUAUAGAGGUGCAUCAGCAGCUGUUAUAGUUUAUGAUAUAACAAAUAAAAAAUCUUUUGAAGGUGCUAAAGGGUGGAUUAAUGAAUUAAAAUCAGUUCAUUCAAAUGAUAUAAUUAUAGCUUUAGCUGGUAAUAAAAAUGAUCUAGAAGACAGUAGAGUUGUAGAUAGAGAACUAGCUGAAUCUUUUGCUAAUAGUAAUAAUAUUCUGUUUAUCGAAACUUCAGCAAAAACGGGACAAAAUGUUAAUGAAUUAUUUUUGAGAAUAGCUAAAAAAUUACCCCUUAAUAAGAAAGAGCAAGAUAAAAAUUCAGGAAUACAGAUAAAUAAUACAGAAGAAACUAAAAGAAGAUGUUGCUAG
Molecule: messenger RNA, 453 nt
Organism: Plasmodium gallinaceum
Lineage: Eukaryota; Apicomplexa; Aconoidasida; Haemosporida; Plasmodiidae
Gene: RAB5c
Product: ras-related protein Rab-5C, putative
Exons: 7
Coding region: 1-453 (150 amino acids)
Molecular function (GO): GTPase activity; GTP binding
Source: RefSeq, a predicted model, not a curated record